UCGAAGAAGAAGUUUCCUUCCUGGUUCUUGGACAAAAAACAAAACAAAGAAAAUGUUACCCUUCUGUUUUAGUGUGGCAUAUUUCUGAAUUGCGGCAACAUGCCUAAAUAGUAAACAGUAUUCUUGCAUGCUGUGUAUGAUAGUGUAAGGACAUUUUCACCUGAGAAUUGUAAGAUUUGAAGAGCUCGUGAAUUGCUGGAACACUUAUCAGUUAAACACCACUAACCAAGUUCAUUUGGUUGUACACUACCAAUCUCGAAUCUUCAUUCAUCUGAACGUGUGACAAGAAAGCAAGAUGCAUAGAAGGGGGGUUGGCGCUGGGGCUAUUGCCAAAAAGAAGCUCGCAGAGGCAAGGUACAAGGAAAGGGGGAACGUUCUCGCUGAAGAUCAAAUAGUUCAGAUGUCCAAACAGAUCGAGACCUUUAAGUCUCACCUGGAGGAGUUUGCCAGCAAACAUAAACAAGAAAUACGAAAGAAUUCCCAAUUCCGAGUCCAAUUUCAGGAAAUGUGUGCCACCAUUGGCGUCGAUCCACUUGCCUCUGGAAAGGGGUUCUGGUCCGAGAUGCUUGGUGUGGGCGACUUCUAUUAUGAGCUGGGAGUACAGAUCAUUGAAGUGUGUCUCGCUCUAAAGCACAGAAACGGGGGGCUCAUUACGUUGGAUGAGCUCCACCAGAGAGUGUUGAAAGGACGGGGUAAAUACGCCCAGGAUGUGAGCCAGGAUGAUCUGGUGCGGGCCAUAAAGAAGCUGAAAGCCAUGGGCAACGGUUUCGGCAUGAUCCCGGUGGGAGGUUCGUACCUGGUGCAGUCGGUUCCUGCGGAGCUCAACAUGGAUCACACGGUGGUUCUGCAGCUGGCCGAGAAGAAAGGCUACGUGACGGUGAGCGAGAUCAAGGAGCACCUGAAAUGGGAGAGGGAGCGCUCUUGCCACGUCCUGGACCACCUGCUGAAGGAGGGACUCGCUUGGCUGGACUCACAGGCCGCUGGGGAACCCCAGUACUGGCUUCCAGCCCUGUUCUCUGAGAUUAGCUCCCGUGAUGUCACACCCGACGAAGCCAAUCAAAUGACACCUUGAGGAUUUUUUUUUAAUAAAUAUUUUAUAUAUGGGCCGUUGGUAUUGGUUAAUCUUGGAGAGGCUUGCUGACAUUUGGCGGACUAGCCGUUGUUUGUUGGGGUUGCAAUUGUUGCUCAAUUCAAUGCGCAGAGGGAAGCCUUUCUCUGGGCAUACUGCAUUUGGGGCCCUUAUUUCCUAAUUGUAUAACCUGAGAAAAUUUCUUGCUGGUCACUAUUAAAGAGGAAUGGGUUUAUUUUAA
Gadus morhua (Atlantic cod) is the source of this 1310-nucleotide messenger RNA. It is a transcript of the gene snf8, whose product is annotated as SNF8 subunit of ESCRT-II. Gene Ontology annotation, biological process: protein transport to vacuole involved in ubiquitin-dependent protein catabolic process via the multivesicular body sorting pathway. Gene Ontology annotation, cellular component: ESCRT II complex. The coding region runs from base 296 to 1072 and encodes 258 amino acids. The record is from RefSeq and is a predicted model, not a curated record. The transcript is spliced from 8 exons. Lineage: Eukaryota; Metazoa; Chordata; Actinopteri; Gadiformes; Gadidae.